UACACAAUACCUAAACAUGAAGUUCCUCAUCGUCUUCGUCGCCCUUUUCGCCGUCGCUCUGGCAAGACCUGACGUUGAAAUUGUGCGACAGAAUUCUGAGGUCGGGCCCGAAAGCUACAUAUUUUCUUUGGAGACUUCCGAUGGUACCAAAAAGGAAGAAGAGGGUCAUCUUAAGAAUGCUGGCAGUGAAAACGAGGCUAUUUCCGUUAAGGGGUCAUACUCUUUUGUUGCUGAUGAUGGUCAGACCUACGUCGUCAACUAUACCGCCGAUGAGAACGGUUUCCAGCCCGAGGGCGCUCAUUUGCCCCAAGUCCAAGCCUAA
Messenger RNA from Drosophila grimshawi, 322 nucleotides. RefSeq names its product larval cuticle protein 65Ag1. Bases 17 to 322 code for a protein of 101 amino acids. The transcript has 2 exons. The record is from RefSeq and is a predicted model, not a curated record. Gene Ontology annotation, cellular component: chitin-based extracellular matrix. Gene Ontology annotation, molecular function: structural constituent of chitin-based larval cuticle. NCBI's taxonomy places the organism in Eukaryota, Metazoa, Arthropoda, Insecta, Diptera, Drosophilidae.